Chenopodium quinoa (quinoa) is the source of this 2107-nucleotide messenger RNA. Its product is annotated as probable leucine-rich repeat receptor-like protein kinase At1g35710. Gene Ontology annotation, biological process: protein phosphorylation. Lineage: Eukaryota; Viridiplantae; Streptophyta; Magnoliopsida; Caryophyllales; Amaranthaceae. The transcript has 2 exons. Bases 8 to 1879 code for a protein of 623 amino acids. Gene Ontology annotation, molecular function: protein binding; protein kinase activity; ATP binding. The record is from RefSeq and is a predicted model, not a curated record.
CAAAAACAUGACUAGUCUCAAGAUUUCUGACAACAACAUUACUGGUAAAAUACCGCCUGAGUUGGGGUUAGCAACCAAGCUGCAGUAUCUAGAUUUGUCAUCUAAUCAGCUGGUGGGAGUGAUUCCGAAAGAGUUGGGAAAUUUGAAGUCAUUGUUCAAUCUCACAUUGAGUGAUAACAAGCUCAUUGGGAGCAUUCCCAAUGAACUUGGUAAUUUGCUUGAUUUAGCCUCUCUUGAUCUUGGUGGGAAUGGAUUAAAUGGAACGAUCCCAGAAGGAAUAGGAAAUUGCCUAAAGAUGAUCAACUUGAACCUAAGUCGAAACAGCUUGAGUGGAGUUAUUCCUUGGCAGAUUGGGAAUCUUGUGAGUCUACAAGUACUGUUAGACAUAAGCAGAAACUCACUUUCAGGGGAGAUUCCAUUGCAACUUGGGAAGUUGGUUAGCUUGGAAGACUUGGAUCUUUCUCAUAACAAUCUUUCUGGCCAAAUCCCGUCAACUUUCGAUCAAAUGCAAAGUUUGAUGUCUGUUGAUAUGUCCUACAACAACCUUGAGGGUCCUCUUCCUGAUGGCAAAGUGUUCACGAAUGCACCCCUCGAAUCGUUUAUGGGAAACAAAGCUCUAUGUGGGAACAUAACAGGCUUAAUGCCUUGUCCUAGAGCCCUUAAUAUUUCUAAGAGGAACGGCAAAGAUAGAGUGAUACUGAUUACUGCUCCCAUCAUAGGAGUUGGAGCUUUAUGCAUCAUUGUAGCGGUUGCCUUGUAUCUUCUGAAAGGGGGUAAAGGGGAGAAAACUAGGAAACUAGGCUCACAUCGAGAAAACAUGUUCUCUAUAUGGAGCUUUGAUGGGAAGUUGGUAUACAAAGACAUAAACGAAGCAACAGAAGGGUUUGACGCGAAGUACUGUAUAGGAGAAGGUGGUCAUGGGACUGUGUAUAAAGCAGUCCUGUCAACAGGGCAAAUUGUUGCUGUUAAGAAGCUGAAAACUGCACAAAACCCGGGUUUUGUGAAAGGAAAGAAUUUUGAGGCUGAAAUCGAAGCAUUAUCCAAGAUUAGACAUCGAAACAUUGUGAAGCUUAAUGGGUUUUGCUCCCAUGCCCAACAUUCGUUGUUGGUCUACGAGUACUUGGAGAGGGGAAGCUUGGGGAAGUUGCUAGGGAACGCGAAGGAAGCAAGAGAAUUAGACUGGGAAAAGAGGAUUAAUGUGAUCAAGGGGAUUGCAAAUGCACUUUGUUAUAUGCAUUAUGAUUGUUCUCCUCCUAUAAUCCAUAGAGAUGUUUCUUCCAACAAUGUGUUGCUUGAUAGAGAUUAUGAGGCUCGAGUUUCCGAUUUUGGCACAGCUCGGCUUCUAUGUCUAGAUUCUUGCAACUUGACCGAGCUUGCUGGAACAUAUGGCUACAUUGCUCCUGAGCUAGCUUAUACCACGAAACCUACCAAGAAAUGUGAUGUCUACAGCUUCGGAGUUGUAGCACUAGAGGUUAUAAGGGGAAGCCAUCCAGGAGACCUUAUAUCUCCAUCUUCAAGCUCAUCGGCGUACACUUCAUCAUCAUCCUCGUCUGCAGCAUCUAACACUUCUCUUCUCGAAAGUACUCCUAACUUGAUCCCAAAAGAUCUCUUAGACACUCGUCUACCAUAUCCUGCUUCAGGAUUGGCUCAUGAGAUAGCAAUUAUCAUUAAGUUAGCUUUAGAGUGCAUUAAGGAUGAUCCACAUGUAAGACCAACCAUGCAGUAUGUGUGCCACCAAUUGCAACCAACACGAAAAUUAGCUCUGUCGAAUUCAAUAGAGAAGAUCAUGUCAUGGAAUGGGUGUGAAAGUAGUAGUGAAGGCGCGAAGAGCAUGAGGUCUUCUAGUUGUUCUUCAGGUCAUAAAGUUGAUAUCGUCUAAGCUAUUAAGUCUGAUGAGCAUAAAAAAUCGCAAUCUUGUAUGGGAUAUCUCUAGACGAGGGACUUUUUGUAGACUUGCUUGUAUGUACUCAUAGAGAUUUAAAAGAUUUGUAGUUGUACAAUAAUUUAGAGUACAGGAAGCCAUGAAAGGGCGAAGGGCUAGUCGCGAAGAUCAUCUACGAUCUUGUGCCGCUAUUAGGUGGCUUAAGUUCACACCCCCCCCCCCCCC